Molecule: messenger RNA, 1593 nt
Organism: Phaeodactylum tricornutum CCAP 1055/1
Lineage: Eukaryota; Bacillariophyta; Bacillariophyceae; Surirellales; Neidiaceae
Exons: 1
Coding region: 71-1420 (449 amino acids)
Source: RefSeq, a predicted model, not a curated record
CCACCAUCGACUUGGGCGCCUGAUGGCAACCUUCAAUACCUAGUAAUACCAGUAUUUUCCUCGUUUCACUAUGAAUAACGAUGCAUUUCAAAAGUUGGUACGAGAGAGAGCACACGUUAAGAGUACCAAAGAAAUUGCUCGCGAAGCUGUGGAAGCCGAGUUCCACAGGCGAGGCCGAGGCAAACGCCAAAGAACGUCCGACAGCGACAGUGACAACGACGCCGACGCUCCGCGUCGUAAGAAUCAUUCCAAUCGUUCAAAGUUAAACGAGGAGCAAAAGGGCGAAAACGACAAUGUUCUCGAGGAACUUGCGGGGAAAUAUCGAGAUCGAGCGAAGGAACGGCGCGAAGGGACGUCCGGCGGACGACAGGUUCUAUCGGCAGAGCAGCUAUUAGAGGCAGAUGAUCCCGCAGCACUUGUCAAAUCGCUCGAUGACGAGUCAAGAGCUCAAUUUGUAAAAGGUCUGGAUGUUUCGUUGGCGCGCUCUAACAAAGAACGCAUAGGAAAUACGGAUCUUACCACAGACCACGCCAAAGACUCGUUGGACACAUCCAACAAAUUCCCCAGCGCAGACGUUGCCCAAGCUUGGAUUUUAUCUACCACUGACGAUGCAACAACGACUAGCUUAGGUAGAGAUAUGCUGACGUACCUAAAGUCAAUGCAUAGAGAAGUGGAAAUUCCCAUGGAACCGACUUCAGCUGGCUUAUCGAUUCAAAGGUCUUCCCUAACGUUCUCACUCGAUGGCGACCCGAAAAAUGCCGAUCGUGCUUGGGAAUGCCCUAAGCAACAAACGUUUGCCCGAGUCGGUGAGAGCCUAUUUAUAAAGGCUACGCCCAUAACAGACGAUAUUUUGGUACGGAUGGAAAAUGCUUCGCGACGGGCGAAGAAGGCAACGUCGGCUAGUUUCAGCAACAAGAAGAGCGACGCGCAACAAGACUCCACAUCAUUUUCAGAAUAUUAUGGAAAUGAUACAGACAAUAGCGACGAUGACAUAUUUGGGGAUCUGGAGGGUGAGUACGAUCCGAUAGCAGAACAAAAGACAGGAACUUCCGAACAAAAAGCACAGCUCGCGGAAGGCGAUCCCGACGGAAAUGAUGAGAGGGAAAUGAACACAAACGCGGUUCCAAGAGUUUCGUUCUUUGAGUUGGGAGAAUCGCGCGCGUCCGCAUCUGGUAUUAUUGAAGAAGGUACGCUCAAGAAAGAAGGAUAUACUGGCUUGAGAGAGUUGGGUGGAUCCACUUCUCAAAGAACAAGACUGGUGGGAUUGUCAUCAACGACUGGAUAUGACGACGAUAUUGACACUGAUUUCAACGGAAUGCUAGAAUACAAAGAUGAAGAAGGCUGUCUUUCAAAGAAAAAAAAGAAGCACGCCGAUGAAAAGACGGAUGACGGCAAGGAGGAUGGACUUGGACAACAUUGAAGGCGUAUCCACGAGAUCGUAGAACCCUUGUAGAGCAGAGACUGAUUUGGCUGAAAGAUACCCGGGAGCGAAAUUCAUCCAGAGGAAGUCUUGCUCGGUUUUCAACAAAAGACUAAGAGCUAGAGUGCUUUCACAGUCAAUGCACAUAUAGCAUAAAACGACACCUCACCUUG